AAGCAAAUAGACACACAGCACCAGAGCCCUGGGCAGCUCCUCUACUCCCCUUACUCCCCAGUUUGCUCCCCUGCCUUGGCAGCCUCGAGCACACACCAGCCACUGCUCACCCAUUUGGAUCAGCAAGGAUUUCAGCGCUCAAGAGCUCCUCCAACCUGUAUGGACUAUUAGAUUAGUGGACAGCGGUUUUCUCAUUUUCUUUUUUUGGGGGGGGGGGUCUGAAGAGAAAGACCUGAAUUGAGAGCGUUUCUGCACCGCAGAGUCAUGAAUCCCUGGAACAGCGAAUUAACCCUUUGCUGAAUCUUAUUCUACGGAGUGAGGAGGCUUUCCCGAGAAGUAAAUAUAUUUGUACGUACAAAUAUAUACUGUAGACUUCGCACCCUCACCUCCCUGCUUUCUUCGCUUCGUGAACCCAAGUGCGCAACAGCAGAAAUUAGCUCCCAGGUGGUGGGUGCAGAUGGGUUCGGACGUUCGAGAUCUCAAUGCUUUGCUCCCGGCAGUAUCUUCCCUGCCAGCGGGGAAUGGGAACUGUGCCUUGCCAGUCAGCAGUGCUCCUCAGUGGGGGCCGGUUCUGGACUUUCAUACUGGGACACCCUACAGCUCCCUCGCCCCUCAUUCCUUCAUCAAGCAGGAGCCCAACUGGAACUCCGCUGACCCACACGACGACCACUGUGGCCUCAGUGCCUUCACGGUUCACUUUUCUGGUCAGUUCACGGGGACAGGAGCCUGUAGGUAUGGGGCUUUUGGGGCCCCAACACCCAGCCAGCCCCCUCCCAAUCAAGCCCGGAUGUUCACAAAUGGACCUUACCUGCCCAAUUGUAUGGAGACCCAGCCAGCCGCCAGAAACCAGGGUUACAGCACGGUGGCUUUUGAUGGAGCUACAAAUUACGGUCACACUCCUUCUCAUCACACAUCUCAGUUCUCCAACCACUCUUUUAAGCACGAAGACCCCAUCAGUCAACAGACCAACAUAGGAGAGCAGCAAUACCCCGUCCCUCCUCCGGUGUACAGCUGCCACACGCCCACGGACAGCUGUGCAGGAAGCCAGGCUCUACUCCUCAGAAACCCGUACAACAGUGAUAAUUUAUACCAAAUGACCUCACAGCUUGAAUGCAUGGCAUGGAACCCUGUGAGCACAUUGGCACCAACAAUUAAGAGCCACACAACCGGCUAUGAAAGUGACCAUAACACACCCAUGGUUUACAGCUGCAGCACCCAGUACAGAAUCCACACACAUGGAGUAUUCAGAGGCAUCCAGGAUGUGAGAAGAGUGCCUGGUAUUACUCCUGCCAUCGUGAGGCCAUCGUCGGAGACCAACGAGAAGCGGCCAUUCAUGUGUGCGUACCCCGGCUGCAACAAGAGAUACUUCAAGCUCUCACACCUGCAGAUGCACAGCAGGAAGCACACAGGUGAAAAGCCCUACCAGUGUGACUUCACAGACUGCGGGAGGAGGUUCUCUCGGUCCGACCAGUUGAAGAGGCACCAGAGGCGACACACAGGAGUAAAACCUUUCCAGUGCGAAACCUGUCAGAGAAAGUUUUCACGGUCUGACCACCUUAAGACUCACACCAGGACUCAUACAGGUAAAACAAGUGAGAAGCCCUUCAACUGUCGAUGGCCGAACUGUCAGAAAAAGUUUGCGAGGUCUGACGAGUUGGUCCGGCAUCACAACAUGCACCAGCGGAACUUGACCAAACUUCAGUUGGCGCUCUGAAGAUGGCGACAGGCCGGAGAACUGCACAGGACAGCUGGGAUGAAUAUGGAAACAAGGCUUUCAAACAGCGCUACAUUGCCAGACCCUGUGAAGGAUUUUAAGCCAGAGUAUCUUGGCAGAUAUUCUUUCCAUGUACAGGAAGGCCUGGGCUUCAUGUACACAGACUUUUAAUUAGUAUCUACACUACUUCCUGAUAAACCAAUGGAAAUGCAUUCCAUUUUUGUAUGAGCAUUGUCAGAAACACAAAAGGGAAUAUUCUGUUGUUGUAGUUGUUGAAAUCUGAUCCAGUAUAUCUGAUCUUUAUCUAUUGUAAUCAAGCUAAAACUAAGUUAUUGAAAAUGUUCAAAUAAAAUAUUGCUUUUGGCUUAAUUAUUACAUUAAGGGGAAGUAUGUGAAUUUGAAACCCAUGAAACUACUUAAGGGACACCUUUCUGGAAAUUCUGUUUAUUAUGCAGAACUAUUCAAAGUGUGACUUCUCCAGUGGUCACGAUGGAUGACUCAAUUCAUAAAAAAAACUUUUUUUGCAGCACAUAUUACUGAUGUAGUUGAGAUUGCAAAGGUUGUAUUAUAUGAGAUUUUGAUGAAGUUAAUCUGUAGCAUUUGGAAUUUGUAAAAUAUAUAAAAAUGGUCACACUGGCUAUGUGGCUAAUUAGCUGUGAUGU
Messenger RNA from Lepisosteus oculatus (spotted gar), 2376 nucleotides. Its product is annotated as WT1 transcription factor. Gene Ontology annotation, biological process: regulation of transcription by RNA polymerase II. Gene Ontology annotation, cellular component: nucleus. Gene Ontology annotation, molecular function: DNA-binding transcription factor activity, RNA polymerase II-specific; RNA polymerase II cis-regulatory region sequence-specific DNA binding. NCBI's taxonomy places the organism in Eukaryota, Metazoa, Chordata, Actinopteri, Semionotiformes, Lepisosteidae. The record is from RefSeq and is a predicted model, not a curated record.